Molecule: messenger RNA, 728 nt
Organism: Teleopsis dalmanni
Lineage: Eukaryota; Metazoa; Arthropoda; Insecta; Diptera; Diopsidae
Exons: 4
Coding region: 118-666 (182 amino acids)
Source: RefSeq, a predicted model, not a curated record
UUGUUUGUAAGAAGAAGUGAAGCAGAAAAUUUGAAAUUUUUGAAUGUGAAAGUAUCUUUAAAGCAAAAAAAUUAUAUUAAACCCUUCGUCAGUUAAUAUCGAAGUGAAUUGUGAAUUAUGUAUAAAGUGAUUUUUCUGGGUUACCUGUUGUGUGUCGGACUUAUUGUUCUGCAAGCGGAGGAUCCUCUUUGUUUUCAUUUCUCUUGGAUCAAAGAGGUAAGGAAUAAAUCUAUAACCUGCUCAACUACUCCAAUAUAUGAUAUGUAUUGCGAUGGCCCAUUAAUAGUGACAGACAAUGGUAAACCACCAAACACAAAAAAAUUGUGGGAAUCUUAUAAAAAUAAUCCUAAAGAAAUUACAUGUCCCAUGGAGCGUGGUAUGGUUUGUGUUAAGAGCAUAUUGUCUGAAAAUAAGAAAGUUGGAAUAAUAGGAUACGGCUGUAAUCGUAGAGAUAUCCGAGAAGAGAUUUAUGAAAGUACGGAAUGCGUUGAUAUCAGAACAUUUACAGGCUUAGAUGUGAAAGUUUGUUCUUGUCAAUCCGAUGAGGGCGCGAUGCCUUGCAAUUAUGCAUUCUCCAUGCAUGGGACUAGUGAGUGUAAAUGGAAUCCCACAUUAAUAUGUCUGAUCAUAAUCAAAAUACUUUGCCGGAUUUUCUUCAUAAUCUGACAGAUUAGAAGUUAAUGCAAAUGAAGAACUCAAUUUAAAUUUUUGUGCGAGUGUUAAGUAAU